Cryptococcus amylolentus CBS 6039 is the source of this 1265-nucleotide messenger RNA. RefSeq lists its product as hypothetical. The record is from RefSeq and is a predicted model, not a curated record. Gene Ontology annotation, cellular component: cytosol. Gene Ontology annotation, molecular function: NAD binding; glyoxylate reductase (NADPH) activity; hydroxypyruvate reductase [NAD(P)H] activity. NCBI's taxonomy places the organism in Eukaryota, Fungi, Basidiomycota, Tremellomycetes, Tremellales, Cryptococcaceae. The transcript has 3 exons. Bases 1 to 1032 code for a protein of 343 amino acids.
AUGGCCGCCCACCUCCCCACGCCCCCCGCCGAGCCCCAAGAGCCCCGAGUCCGCGCCGCCCAGGCCACGGUCUACCUCCACACCCCCUUCCACCCCAAGUCCGAAGCAUACGCCGCCACCCGCUUCGCCCGCCUCCUCCGGCCCAGCGACGGCCCAUGGCAAGAACUCAUGCCCCAGAUCGACGCCAUCCUACUCCGAACAGGCACCAUAACCCCCGAAAUGAUAAAAGCCGCCCCCAAAUGCCGUAUCAUCUCCCGCAACGGCACCGGCUACGACAACGUCCCCAUCCCCACCUGCCUCUCCAACUCGAUUGCCGUCACCAACGUCCCCGGCGGCAACGCCCCCGCCGUCGCCGAGCUCGCCCUCGCCCUCAUGCUCACCGUCCUCCGCCGCGUGCUCGAAGUCGACCGCCGCAUCCGCGCCGGCGAGCGCGUGCCUUCUAUCAACGCGCUGAGCCCCGGGCUGGGGGGCAAGGUCGUCGGGUUGGUGGGGAUGGGGGAUAUAGCGUACGAAGUUGGGAGGCUUGUGCUGGCGUUUGGGUGCAAUGUCGUCGUCUUCUCGCCCUCUUCGCCCCUCACCCGCUGGACCGCCUCCUCCCCCUCCUCCGCCUCCAAACCGCCCCUCCCCCACACCCGCGCGUCCUCCCUCGAAGACCUCCUCCGCCAAGUCGACGUCGUCUCCCUGCACUGCCCCCUCAACGACAGCACGCGCAACUUGAUAGGGGAGAAAGAGCUGGGGUGGAUGAAGCCCACCGCGGUGGUCAUCAACACCGCGCGGGGCGGCAUCGUCGACGAACGCGCCCUCGAAACCGCACUCAAAGCGGGCAAGCUCGGAGGCGCGGGGCUGGACGUGUUUGAGGUCGAGCCAGCGUACGGCGAGUCGCUGGGCGAGCUGAGGGAGCUGGACAAUGUCGUACUCUUGCCUCAUCUCGGCGGCAGCACCGACGGCGUAACUCUCGACGGCUGCAAUAAAGCUAUCGACAUCAUGGUCGACUAUCUCGACGGCAAGGGCGCUGUCAACCGCGUCGUCUAGAGUCGUCUAGGUCGUAUAGAGCGUAUAGAGGGUAUAGAGGGUAUAGAGGGUUGCCGUUCUUAAGUUCUUGGGUUCUUAGUUGUACGGUGGUAUAGAAUGAUCAGCGUCUAGACAUGACACUGGGUUAGACUGGGUUAGAUCUCAGCAUUUAGAGAAUUCUACAGUACUCGUACGAGUACGAGUAUACCUUAUAAAGAUCGUAUGGAUUGAACGACCAUUGUCGGCACUUGAGC